Haemonchus placei is the source of this 444-nucleotide messenger RNA. The record is from the annotation of a GenBank genome assembly. Lineage: Eukaryota; Metazoa; Nematoda; Chromadorea; Rhabditida; Trichostrongylidae.
AUGAAGUCUGUCUUACCAUCAGACUGGUGGCUGUCCAGAUAUAAUGCAGAAAAUAGUUCAAAGUUGGAAUCGAAGAAGUCAUCGUCGCCUCGUGGCUAUGACCAGUGCCCCGUUGAUAAAGAUGAGCUUGGCCGUUCCACAUGGAAUCUUUUGCAUACGAUGAGCGUUUACUAUCCAGAAAAACCAACAGAUGAACAAAAGCAGACUGUCUCUACAUUUAUGGAUAGUUUAGCAAAGACAUACCCGUGUGAUUAUUGUGCAAAGGAUUUACGUAAAAGUUUAAAAAAUGAUCCUCCUAAACUUGGUAGCCGCACAGAGUUCGCGAUGUGGAUGUGUCAGCUACACAAUAAAGUCAACAAGAGGACAGGAAAACCGGAAUUCGAUUGCUCAAAAGUUUUCGAACGUUGGAAAGAUGGUUGGAAGGAUGGCUCUUGUGAUUUUUGA